Penicillium pulvis is the source of this 669-nucleotide messenger RNA. RefSeq lists its product as uncharacterized. The record is from RefSeq and is a predicted model, not a curated record. Lineage: Eukaryota; Fungi; Ascomycota; Eurotiomycetes; Eurotiales; Aspergillaceae. The transcript has 2 exons. The coding region runs from base 1 to 669 and encodes 222 amino acids.
AUGGCCAGCGAAGGUGUGCCCGCGCAAAACUCCCCAUCGGCUCCAGCUCCAGUCCCCCAAUCCACUCAGCCAGUUCAGAGUGUCCUGCAUCCGGCAGAGCCAGAAAGUGAACCCAUUGCUGUUGAGAAGGUCCAAGAGAGCGCCAAGGUUGAUGAUCCCGAGGCUCCAGCCGCAGGAUCCUCUCUAAAUGGACCCGUUGCAUCCUCAGAGCCAGAAGCUCCAGUGACAGCUCAGGUAGAGGAAGCCAAGGUUACGGAAGAGUCCAAGGUGGGAGAACAACCUAAGCUGGACGAGCAAUCCAAAACGGAGGGACUCGAAAAGGAAGCGCCUCAGACUGGCGAGAAGCGCGACCUUGACUCUACUACAAUCCCAGCUCCAGCUCCUCCUGCCACUGAAGAUAAGGAAGAAGCUGCUCCGCCUGCCGAAAAGACAGAAGAGCCUGAGCCCAAGAAGCAAAAGCUAGAUACAGAACCGGACACUGCCAAGGAACCCGUCCAGGAGCCCGAGGCCUCAGCCCCAGCUACAACCGAUGGCGCCAACGGAGAUACCAAUGGAGAUUCCAAGAAGACUGGCCGUCCCAAGAAGGAGAAAGUGAAAGAGGUUAUCAAGAAGGCGGUUUCCACCGAGGGAAUCGGCAGUCGCACUCGCAGCCGAACCAAGGGCGCCUAG